Coffea arabica (coffee) is the source of this 1449-nucleotide messenger RNA. The record is from RefSeq and is a predicted model, not a curated record. NCBI's taxonomy places the organism in Eukaryota, Viridiplantae, Streptophyta, Magnoliopsida, Gentianales, Rubiaceae.
AUGCUUCCGUUUGCAAAUGAUGUGUUUCUUCAGGAUUGCGAAACAUUCCAUUUCAGGAGUUCUAUCUGUUUUAAUUUGGCAGGUGUAAUUCCCUACGAGGUUGGAAACCUACAGACAUUGGAGGUGUUGAACCUAAGAUUUAACAGUUUAAAAGGUUCCAUACCAACCAGGAUCUUCAACAUCUCAACUUUAAGAGUGCUUUCAAUUGUUUCCAACAGUCUUUCAGGCAAUCUUCCAUCCGAUAUGGGUUUAGGUGUGCCUAAUUUAGAAGAACUUUACCUUGCUCUAAUAACCUCAGUGGACUAUUGUAUUGUACCUGACUCAAUCUCAAACUCCUCUAAACUCACUCAUGUAGAGUUUGCUCGAAACAGACUCACUCGUCCAAUUUAUAUAGUCUUUGGGAAUCUACAAUUUCUUGAAUGCUUAGUGCUGUUUGAUAACAAUUUAACAAAUGAAUCUUCAUCGGCGGAGUUAAGCUUCUUCACUACGUUAACAGAAUGCAGAUACCUGAGAAAAAUUUCAGUGGCUAAUAACCCGUUAACUGGUAUUCUUCCAGUUUCUAUAGGAAACCUUUCUUCUUCUAUAGAAAAGAUUUAUGCAGGUGGCUAUAAAAUGAUGGGAAGAAUUCCAAAAACUGUUGGCAAUCUAAGCAAUUUGAGAGUGCUAGGUCUACAAGAGAAUCCCUUGUCUGGAUCAAUUCCAAGUACAGUCAAAGGGUUGCAAAUGCUUCAAGGAUUAUCUAUAGAGGGUUGCAAAUCUUCCAACAGAAUAACUCCUUAUGUGCCUCACAGUUUGUGGAGCCUCAAAGAUCUCUUGGGAUUUAUUCUGCCAUCGAAUUUCUUGACUGGCUCUCUACCUUUAGAGAUUGGACAGGUGAAGGUUGCAACAUGGAUAGAUUUGUCGUUGAAUCAGUUCUCAAAUAACAUUCCUAGCAGAAUUGGAGAUUUAGAAAACUUGAAUCAUCUUUCUUUGGCAUAUAACAACUUUGAAGGAGCAAUUCCAUCUAACGGCCCUUUCAAGAAUUUCACUAGUGAAUCGUUUAUCUCCAGUGAUGCAUUAUGUGGAUCAUCUAGGUUUCAUGUUCCAGCAUGCCAAACUCCUUUAAUUCACAGAUCAAGGACAAAGGAAAAGGAGAAGGUUCCUAAUGGAACAAAUUUGUUAUCCUUGACAGCAAAAGGAAGGAUUUCGUAUUAUGAACUCCUACAAGCAACCAAUGGCUAUGAUGAAAUCCACUUACUAGGAAGUUUUGGAUCUGUUUACAAAGGGAUUCUAGCUAAUGGAAUUUGUGUGGCGAUAAAGGUGUUCAAUUUACAGUUGGAAUAUUCAUUCAAGAGUUUCACCAGAGAAUGUGAAGUCUUACGCAGUCUUAGGCACAGAAAUCUGACCAAAGUCAUCGGUGUAUGCUCUAAUGAUGACUUCAAGGGAUUACUUCCCCAAUGGGAGCCUUGA